This is a messenger RNA of Ochlerotatus camptorhynchus, 4649 nucleotides long. Its product is annotated as mediator of DNA damage checkpoint protein 1-like. Gene Ontology annotation, molecular function: protein binding. Bases 202 to 4095 code for a protein of 1297 amino acids. The transcript is spliced from 7 exons. The record is from RefSeq and is a predicted model, not a curated record. Lineage: Eukaryota; Metazoa; Arthropoda; Insecta; Diptera; Culicidae.
CCCCGCAAGCGGAACUGAAAACAGAGAAAACAUUUUUUUUGUUCUUGUGCGGUUUGCUAAUUUGUUUCAAUCAUUAUUUUGUUCUAAUAAUCCGCGGUCAAUAGUUAUUUCCGUGCCGCUUACUUUAGUGAAUAGUGAAGAUGAUGUUCUUUGUCUAAAAUACUGUUUCUGUACAAACGAAUUGAUACGGUAUACAGCCAGAUGUUUCUCAUUGCCGGAGAUGACCGACACUUGCUCCGGGAGGGCAUCACGCUGAUCGGUUCCGUCGAAAACGACCGUUACUGCUCCAUUCGACUGCAAGACGAGUCCAUAUGCCCUAAACACGCAGCCCUGCGAUGGUCCGCAGCAACAGAGGACCUACACGUAAUGGAUCUGUGUUCCCAUAGCGGUACGCAAUUGGCCAACGAUGCCGAUGCAAUGCCCAGAGAAAUCCGACCCCUCGAAUGGAACAAAGCCACCCUGGAAAGUACAAUUCUCUUAGGAUCGUUCAAAGCCCGGUUGGAAAGCUCUCACCCAAGAUCUAGGAAGCGGUCAAUGUCCUUCUUCGCCGAUGAUGACUCCACCGACAUUGUCGAUUGCAGCUUGGAGGAACCACCUCAAAUCAAAUCCCGAACGGAAGCGAAAAAACUGCAACAGUUGAGUAUCUCCUGCACACCCAGCAACGGCACCAGCGGCAGUCCUGCAAUCCUUGAGAAUGCCAGCUUCUUGAUUCCUGCCACGCAGCAAAUGAACACCACUAGCGCGAAUUCCUCCACCCUGCAACGGGCAAAUGAUAGCCGAACUGGUGGUAACGUCACGACCGAAGACGACGAUGAUGAUAUGUUUUACAUACCGGAAACCCAAGAGCAGCAGCAGCAUUCGAUUACUGAACAGAUCAUCGAUCCCAUUGCAAACACCAUCGGUCAGGGUGAUAAGGACGAUGACUUUCUAAGAUUCGAAACCCAAGAUGACGAGAAUACUGGAGACGGUAUGUUUAACAAUCCGUACGUGGAGCAAUCUCAGAACCUGUUACAUAAUUUGGAUGAAUCGUACAAACGGAAUAGCGCCAAAGCCGACCAGCGAAAGUCGAUUAUUCCCGAUCGAUCCGUUGAUUCGAUUUCAUUCCACGGAAGGAUACCAGCCGAGGACACCGAUGAUGAUCUGAGUAAAAUCGAGUGGAACGAGACUAAGAAUGCAGCAGAUCCGAUCAAGGAUCGUGAUGGGUCGGUAACGCCAGAGCUGGCAUUCGACAAACCAACGGCGGCACUAAACCCAAUGUUAGAUACCUUGCUUACGGAAGUACCUCGCGAAGAUUCGAUCACUCCGGAUUUGGAAUUCGAUCGGAUAACUCCACAGCAAAAAGAUUCAACAGCAGAUGCCACCAGGCUGUCGUUGGCUAAAGUGGCGGACGAAGUGGGAGAGCACCGAGAACAGUCGGUUACGCCUGAUUUGAAUUUUGAACAGCCAAGUGGAGAGAACGAAAACGACGAAGCGGAAAUUUCACUCAACCAGGAAGGGGCAAUCGAUCCGUACGAUUUGGCAACGCAGCCAAUUUCAGGGGAGCCAGAAGCAGUGCCGUCAGUUUCCACAUACGAUCUACCCACGCAGAAAAUGCUAGCCGUUGGCUCGGUUAAUUCAAACCCACAGGGAUUCAAAGUGCCGUCAGUUUCCGCAUACGAUCUACUCACGCAGCAAAUGCCCACCGAAGACAUAAAAGCGGCAAAAUCUCUACGAAAGCUAACCGUCGGUUUGGUCAAUUUAAAAUCGACCAUGAAUAUAUCUUUCAAAAUCAACAAGCAAAUAGAUCUGAAUCCGUUCGAAAUGGCCACACAACCCCUCCCGGUGGACGAACCGGACGAAAUCUACGAUCUACAGACACAAUUGCUUCCACAAUCUCCAAAUGACACGAUACCCUUGGAGCUUCCACCGGCUUCCUCCACCAGUAAGAUCAAACGGAAGUCUUCUUGUUCUAACCAACCGAAAAAACCUCCAGAAAUGGAUCCAUUCACCAUGGCCACGCAACCACUACCGAUCGACAAACCCAAGGACAUGUACGAUCUCCAAACACAACCGCUUCCCCAGGAAGACGAUCAAAAUGAUACGAUCCCGUUGGACAUCGUCGUCCAUUCGCCGCCACGAUCACCAACCGAUGCCUACGACAUGCAGACGCAACCGCUGGCUGCCAAAGAUUCUCUCACCAGUCUAGGGGAUGAAGAUCCGGAAAUGAGCAAACAUUUCCUUCCCAGAGUGAACAGUACCUACCGGCAGUCUAUUCUGGCUAAGCAAAUCAUCAAUCAGGAGGAGAGCGAGGAGAACCGGAACAUGGACGAUGCGAAUAUUUCCCCAUCUUCCAACAAGGAAAAUCGGGUUGAAGUAGGCAAAUGGGAUGCGGCUAAAUUGGAGGCCGUUAAGCUGAAGGCCAACAGUCUCGCGAUGCAGGAGAGCGAGUCUCUGCUUGGAUUCAGCCAACCUACAGACGAGGGUUUGGACGAGGAGCUGGACGAGGAGUACUGCCUAGCGGCCACGAUUCCUGUGGCCGAUAGUAGCAGCAAAGGGAAAGACAGUGAUUCGUCUCAUGCAGUGACGUCUUCUACCAACCGUGGCAAACGGCCAAAUCGGAAGCAGGGCCAGGAUUCCCUAUUCAAAGUGCCAGACAGUAGCGCUGCUUCCAGUACAAAGAGUUCGCUCAACACCGGCAUGGAAACACCCCGUAUUCGGAAGGGCUCCAGCAGUGACCUAUCAGUCGAGACCGAUACGUUCGAUUUCAACACCCCGGAGCAUCCGUUCCUGAGUGUGGCCAAAAGGGACAAAAUUCUGGCCAUUUCCGACAUCAUCACAAGUCGAACGACUCGAACGAACAGUUCGGCUCGACGGAAUAAAUAUAUUUUCGGAGACAGCUCGGAUGAGGAUGAGGACCCAACUGCACCGGUGUUCCUGAAGGAAGAUAGUAAACUUCGCGUGAUGAAGUACGAUAAGGAUGAAGAUGAAGAAAAGCAAAUCAAACCGCCGGCCGUCACCAUACCGGAGCGACGAAAAAACAGAGAUAGAAAUCGUAAAAAUGGUAAUGAAGGGGGAAAAACAGGUGCUGGCAAAUCCAAAACGGAUCGCAAAAGGAAGCACGAGGACGACUCUAUCGAUUACGAACCGCCGACCACCAAGCCUACGAGAAAGCGCAAAGCUGCCGAAGACAAAUCCGAGCCGCCACCAGCACCUGUCGCCAAAGCAGGCAAAUCAAGAAAGACCACCAAAUCGGAACCCGAACCGAAGGCUGGUCCUUCGUCAAAAAUCGAAGAACAAUCCGCAAUCUCGACGCGCAGUCGGCCCAAACGGGGGGAACAAGCGAUCAAUAAAGCCACUCCCGUGGUUGAAGAUGAACCAAGAAAGCAACGGGGCAAAUCUAACAAACCAUCGACGAUCCCCAUCGAGUCCAGUGAGGAUGAACUAUCGAGUGCGACAACUCCAAGAACGAACACGAGCUCCUCCGAAGCGGACUCGUCCGGUGGAGCUCGCAAGCCGUCGCGAGUCAGUAAACCACGGCUCAUGUUCACCAAAAUGAGUCCGGAACCAUACAAGCGGAUAAUUACCAGAGCCGGAGGCCUCAUCGUCGACAUUCCGGAGCUGGCGACGGUUCUAGUGUCCGAUCGCGUCUACCGAACGUGCAAAUUCCUAUGUGCCAUAGCGAAGGGCAUCCCAAUCGUCGGCCAGUCAUACCUGGAUGCAACGGAUGCCAAACAGAACUUUGUCGACCCCUGGGACUACAUUCUGCAGGACCACGAAAUGGAACGGCGAUUCAAAUUCAAUCUCAAAAAGUCCCUCACCUUGGCCAGGGAAUCGAAGUUCUUGCAGGAUUAUUCCGUCAUUGUGACAGCCAGCACCAAGCCGCCACCGGAGGAACUGCAGUUAAUUGUUACCAGUGCCGGCGGUCGAGUUAUCAAGUUCCCCUCGCAGCAACCGAAGCGAGCAGACAAAGUGUUCGUCGUGUCCGAUCAUCGGGAUAAGGAUAUGUGGCCCAAGUUUCGCGAACGUUACUCAACGAUCGAGAUUAUCAGCACCGAAGGAUUUAUGCUGUCGAUUAUGCAGCACUACAAAAAUUUCCGCAGCUAUCGGCUGACGUGAAAGGAGUUUGUUUUUAACCUGUUUUUUUAUAUGACAAACUGAAUUUAACUUGCCCAUGUAAAAUUAAAAAAAAUAAAAUCUACUCAGCACAGGACUUUUCUUUCGUUCUAAACAUCGAAAACUCAUUUUCACAGUUUAUCUUCUAUUCUGUAUUAUAUUUGACCCUCUAGGAUACUACUACUGCUUAGCAACAUUCAAUCAGAAAAUUUCCAUUACAUGUUAUCAUUUGAUCGGUUCGUCUGAGGCAGGAAAUUGGCCCGUACUUCUUUGUUACCUCGCGCGGAGCAACAGCAGAGCAAAUCUGCUCAAAUGAAUGCAUUAUUGUGUGGUAGGUUCUUUGUGAAAUCGGUCGGAAGCUAACCUAUUGAACCUAGCUGUAUAUAGUCUUGAAGUGGCCCGACUACGACUGAUUAUUCGAAAUUACACAUUACACAAGAAUAUUGGCAAUCCAACUCUACUAGCUCUCCCUAUUUCCUAGCAAUGUUCCAACCUUAGUUUGACUCGGUUCCCUCUACUGGCUACCAUCAAAUUGCAAUAUUGUAAGUCUAGAUGUA